Punica granatum (pomegranate) is the source of this 2561-nucleotide messenger RNA. The record is from RefSeq and is a predicted model, not a curated record. NCBI's taxonomy places the organism in Eukaryota, Viridiplantae, Streptophyta, Magnoliopsida, Myrtales, Lythraceae.
CCAGCUUCCGCCUGCAUUUCCUUAAACCCUCCGUUUCUGCCCUUAAACCCUACGUCUCCACUGCGCUAGGGCAAAACCCUGCAACACUCCCUCUCCAUUUCUCUCCGUCUGAGUCCCCAGCUCUCUUCCAGUAUGAUGCGAGCAAUCUUGAGGAAGUCAUCUUCCUCCUCUGCCGCUCUGAGGCGGACCCUCGCCGCCUCGCUGUCCUCCUUCGAGACCGCCGCACCGUCAGCUGAGCUUCCUCGCUCCUUCAUGAAUGGCCAGAUUAGCCGCUUCUCCGUGUUCGGGAGGCCGGACGUGGCCCCCGGGUGGGGUGCGGUGAAGGGAUUCCAUGCGGCGGCGUCGGGUCCGUUGAAUUUCAGGGCGUCAGUGACGUCUUCGGCGGAGUACGCUGUGGACGAUUAUGCCUCCUACGAUGAAGAGAAGGUUGCUAAAGGGGGGAAUAGUGGUGAGGAGGGGCUCGAGAUUGCUAAGCUCGGGAUUGCUCCAGAGAUCGUUUCUGCUCUGGCAGAGAAGGGUAUCACUAAGCUCUUCCCGAUACAGAGAGCCGUGCUUGAGCCAGCAAUGCAAGGCCGUGAUAUGAUUGGUCGCGCAAAAACGGGAACCGGAAAAACUCUUGCUUUUGGCAUUCCUAUCAUGGAUAAAAUUACAAAGUUCAACGCAAAGCAUGGACGUGGAAGGAACCCUUUGGCAUUGGUUUUGGCUCCUACAAGAGAACUUGCACGGCAAGUUGAGAAGGAAUUUUAUGAGACGGCUAGCAAUCUAGACACCAUCUGUGUGUAUGGAGGCACCCCUAUAAGCCGCCAAAUGAACCAGCUCAACUAUGGUGUUGAUGUGGUUGUUGGAACACCUGGCCGUAUAAUUGAUCUGCUGAAAAGAGGUGCUUUGAACCUGGAGGAAGUUAAGUUUGUUGUCCUUGAUGAAGCUGAUCAGAUGCUCGCGGUGGGCUUUGAGGAAGAUGUGGAGACUAUCUUGCAAAGACUGCCAAAGAGUAGGCAGAGCAUGAUGUUUUCCGCCACGAUGCCUAACUGGAUAAGAAGCCUAACUAAGAAAUAUCUAAACAAUCCGCUGACCAUUGAUCUUGUUGGAGAUGAUGAUCAGAAGUUGGCUGAAGGAAUCUCUCUAUAUUCUAUUCCAGCUGCGAUGCAGGGUAAAGCAUCAAUUAUUGGACCUUUAUUCACGGAACAUGCAAAAGGUGGGAAAUGUAUUGUUUUCACUCAGACGAAAAGAGAUGCUGACAGACUGGCGUAUGCCAUGGCCCGAAGCUACAGAUGUGAGGCCCUUCAUGGUGAUAUUUCUCAAAGCCAGAGGGAGAGGACACUAGCAGGAUUUCGGGACGGGCAAUUCAAUAUUUUAGUUGCAACUGAUGUUGCUGCUCGUGGUCUUGACAUUCCUAAUGUUGAUCUGGUCAUACACUACGAGCUUCCAAACUCAUCAGAGAUCUUCGUUCAUCGAUCUGGCCGAACAGGCCGGGCCGGGAAGAAGGGAACUGCCAUCCUUAUUUAUACGCCGGAUCAGACUAGGGCUGUCCGGGUGAUAGAGCGAGAUGUGGGAUGCAGAUUUACAGAGCUUCCUAAGAUUGCUGUUGAGGGAGGAAAAAUGGAGAUGCUUGACAUGGGUGGCGGCGGCGGCGGUCGAUUUGGCUCAUUUGGUGGUUCAAGAGAUCGUGGAUAUGGUGAUGGAGGUUUUGGAAGAUCAAGAGGUUCAGAUUUUGGGCGUCAGGGAGGCUACCGUUCUGGCGGCUUCGGUGGUGGCUCUGACAGCAGUCGUUUUGGGUCCUUCGGUGGGUCUGGCUCAGGCCAAUCUGGAGGUGGCUCUGGCAGUUAUAAUAAACCAGGAAAUUUCGGUGGUUCUGGGUCUGGCCGCUCUUCUGGAUUUGGCGAUUUUGGGAACUUUGGUUCAGGCCGCUCAAGUGGGUCUGGCAACUUUGGAUCUGGCCGUUCCGGUGGUUUUGGGGAUGCGGGUUCUGGUCGCCCCAGUGGGUUUGGUAACAAUUCAAGCAGGGGCAGCGGUGGCUUUGGGAGUUCUUCAAGUCGUUUUGGCAGCUUGGGAAAUGAUAAGAAUGACAGCCCUAAAUCAGGGGGCAGGCCUUUUUGACUCUGUGGAGUGUAAGUAGCAGUACGGGAGGUGCUCGUGGAAGAAUACAGAGCCUCUGCAACGAACAAGCUGAUUUGAGAGUUCAGACAUAUGGAGAUGAUCGAAAAGAAAACAGUGAUGGGAGGAACUAGGGACUAUUCUUUUGCUGCGAGCGGGGGCUGCUGAGGCUUUCCGACUUAUUUAAGAAACUGCCAUAUGGAAGGUCUGCUGUCUAAACAGAGUAGUAUUAGGCAUUUACUGUUACUAUUGUAUGACAAAUAAUUGGUUUUGACCGUGAUGAAAUACUGGGAGGAAGGUUUUGCAAUGUGUUACCUCUCUCUGUCUUGCCUUCCGAUGGCUUUGGCUUUGGCUUUGGCUUUGGCAUGAGAAUGUGUGCUCGGCAGGGCCGUGUAACAGAGGAAUUGCUCUCAGUGUAAUCGCAGUAUUGCAUUAAUAUAGCAUAGAAAUGUCCGUGUUUUAGCACU